Molecule: messenger RNA, 591 nt
Organism: Ixodes scapularis (black-legged tick)
Lineage: Eukaryota; Metazoa; Arthropoda; Arachnida; Ixodida; Ixodidae
Exons: 5
Coding region: 1-591 (196 amino acids)
Biological process (GO): symbiont-mediated perturbation of host defenses
Molecular function (GO): amine binding
Source: RefSeq, a predicted model, not a curated record
AUGCUUGCAUUUAUUUGUGUAGUUGCAGCUUUGCUAGCAUGUUCCGAUGCUGCAAAAUUAUCGGAACAGCAGAGGAAAGGACUUCAAAGGAAGAAUACCAAUAACGCUUGGUUGCUGUUUACGGCUAAACAUAAAUAUUACCUUCUGUAUCGUUCCGUAGAAAACGAUACUGCAUAUGGAGGAUUCAAACCGUGUGUUGAAAUAUCAUUAAAAAUGUGUUGGGACCGCAGUCUGGAGCUCUGGUACAAUUUCAAUUAUCAAGAUAUCUAUACAAGUCACUUGUACCCCCAAAUGUGGAUCUUCAUGAUUGAUAAAUCUGGCAAACAAAAAGACUUAGUGAGGAUGCGCUUCGAUUAUUAUGAAGGGUACAAGGAAUAUCAGCUGCUUUUUACCGAUUAUCAAACAUGCUUUACCUUAAUGGGGCUCCGUGACAAAGCUUUGCAGGUGUGGAUAAUUGGAAAGACGAAUGUAACAGAUGUAAACGAGAUUUGCCAUUCUACUUACAACGAAAAAGUGAAAGAGACUGGUGGCCUUACAGAUAUUCCAAAAUAUUAUAUCUACAAUGAAACAACGUGCGGUAAAAGAAAGUAA